GGAAAUUUGGAUUCCUGCUGAGAUUCCUUGGAGAGAUCCAGACAUGAAGACCUUACUGAUUUUAGGACUUGUGCUCUUCUGUGGCCAGUUCACACUGAACUUGGCCCAGGAACAAUCCUCUGAGCCUGCCCAGGCAUCAGGGACAACAGCAACUGGAACAGAUGACAACACAAAGACUCCCUCAGACCCCAUCUUGUAUUUAAAAGCUAACAUACACCUUGAACUGUUGAAGAAGCUUCAGAAAUUCUAUGAAAUUGUUAAGAAAAUACCAUUUUGGGGAGAUAUUUUGGGAAUGUUUAAGAUUGAUGUUUCAAAUGCCAAAAUCUUGAAUAUUGACAUUACACAUAAAACCGGCAGUAGCAGUCUGUCUGCCAAUAUUCCCGUGGAUUUUACAUUGCACAUAAGAACACUCCUACACCAGAUUUCAGUCCAUGUCAAUGCAAACACAUCACUGGUUCUCACAACUGAAGAGAAUGGAAAUGGAAAAUAUCAUAUGGUUGUUUCUAAGUGUCAUUCAAGCCCUCAACUUAUGGAAAUGAAUGGUCUACAAACGAACACUUUUAAAGAUAUGAUGAAAAUUAUAACCAAUAUUGUGGAUAUAAUUGUCCAGGAGGUUGGUUCUAAAAUAGUGUGCCCUGGAAUAAGAUUUGUAACCACAAAUUUGAUGACUUCAGACAAGGUAGAACUCUUAAACAAAAUGUAUUUGAGCGGCAGCAUUACUGCCUAAUUCUUCAUUAAAUGGACAGCUUUCCACCUCCAAAGAGCCAUUUAAGUCCAGAGGACAAAUUGCUGGAUCUUGUGUUUGAGAGAAAAUGUUUUCCCUUUGCUGACUCCUGCCACAGUAUCCUUACUUGGGCUUAUUGGAGCCACUUUCCUUGUAUGAAGAUUGUCUUUGGACAGUGAAUUCCUUCUCCCAGUUUCUCCUACAAUAAACUUCCCACUGUUUCA
This is a messenger RNA of Monodelphis domestica (gray short-tailed opossum), 948 nucleotides long. RefSeq lists its product as uncharacterized. Lineage: Eukaryota; Metazoa; Chordata; Mammalia; Didelphimorphia; Didelphidae. Gene Ontology annotation, biological process: surfactant homeostasis. The record is from RefSeq and is a predicted model, not a curated record. Gene Ontology annotation, molecular function: lipid binding.